AUGUCCCACAAACGAUUACGCGGUGUAUCGGUCUACCGCCCUCUCAUCUACGGCAACACCGCCGUCCUGCUCGAACCUCACGAACGCGUCGAUACGGACCAUACCCAUCGAUGGACCGUAGCCGUCAGGUCCGCGAAUUCGCCGACUACACCGAGUAAGGAUCCGGCGAGUCAGGUUGGGAAUGGCGAUGAUAUUGGGUAGGUUUCCGAUUCCGGUCGGAUGGCUAGGUGUGGAGGGGAGGAGGGGGGUUACGGGGAGCUGAUUUUCAGUGGGAUCGUAUUGGGGACAGGUACUUUGUUAAAAAAGUCACCUUCAAAUUACACGAGACGUACGCCCAACCUUUACGAAGUAAGUCACCCGACCCGAAAAACUCCCCCCGCCCCCUCCACGCUCCAACCCCCCCCCCACUGAACACCGCCUUCCCCCCCCCCCCCGCCCCUACAGCGCUCGAACGACCCCCCUUUCAAGUGACCGAAACAGGUUGGGGUGAAUUCGACAUCAUCAUCAAAAUCUUCUUCGUCAACGAAGCGGCGGAGAAACCGAUCAGUUUUACGCAUCAUCUCAAGUUGCACCCUUGGCCUAUCGAGCCCUUGUUAUUGAAACAACCUGCUCAAAUCGCCAUCGCCGCACCUACUACCACCACUACGAUGACGACGACGACGACGACGACGACGACGACGGGGGUGGGUGGAGUGACCAAUACACCCGCUACAACGGAAGGAACGGCGGUUUUAUCGCUCGAACAAGUCACGACGGAUUUGAUCGAAGCUUCGGAGCAAAUCAAAGUUGACCCACCGAGCUUGGUGCUUUCGCCCGUUCAUUCUUGGCAAUACGAACAAGUCGUGUUCGUCGAACCGACAGAAGCGUUUUAUUCACUCUUAUUGGCGAACCCUCAAACCGCUUUACCGAAAACGAAUCGACAUCCGAAAUUGUUGGUACAUCAGUUGGGGGGUGGUGGACAUUUUGGGGAGUUUACGUUGGAUAUGGAGAGGGAGGAGGGGGACAGGUUGGACGAGGCGAGGAGAAAGACGAUGGUGGAGAUUGACGCGCUCAGGAAGAGGCUCGUAGGCGGGGAGAAGGAGUUGUUGGGUGAGUAGCCCCGAGUGAACAGACCAUCUGGAAUCUCGAGAGAUUGACGAGUGUGUGUUUGCUUCCUCAGCGAUCAAGCAACAGGUCGAACAACUCUCGGCACCGGGUCUCACCGCAUGA
Messenger RNA from Microbotryum saponariae, 1209 nucleotides. The record is from the annotation of a GenBank genome assembly. NCBI's taxonomy places the organism in Eukaryota, Fungi, Basidiomycota, Microbotryomycetes, Microbotryales, Microbotryaceae.